CCGGCUCUUAUCUGGACGGGAAAAGAAGUGGAACUUUUCCCUCGUUCUCACUCUUCCCUCUCAAAGUGAAGCUGCGAAGCAACAGCAGGUGCCUCGAGCGCGCACCAACUCCCGCAAUCCUCCUAGCUAGGCAGCUAGUUUGUUGCUAGACACGCAAGUGUAAAUGUCCCUCGUCGCUCUAGCUCUCCCUCAGCCUCCGCUCCGGAUGAAAGUAACAAUGGCAGAGAAAAGCGACCUCUCUCCGACGGGAGAAGUGCCCGUCGUCUACCAUGAAAGCGAACCCGUUCCUCCCACCACCACCACCUCCUCCGGCAAGAAAGAGAAGAAGGACAAGUCAAAGCACAAGAAGAACCCGCGGAAAAACGAAGCGACAAAGGCCCUCGUUCACACCUCUGCAACUGCGUCCAUUCCCAUCGCUCUCUCGGACCCCAACGCCAUCCUCAUCCGCAGCGCACCCUCAUCGCCCGAGUUCCUGAAGCCGCGUCGGCCGCGGGCCCACUUCAAACUUAGGAACCGCUCCAAGGGAGUGGCGGCUAGCUCGGACCCGGAGUCCUCCUGCGCCUCUGUGAGCCCGAGUCCCAGCCCCAGCCCGCUCUCCAGUCCCAACAGACGGCCGCUAUUCCUCUGGCCGCGAAAGAAAGGCAAGAAGAGCGGUUCCCGAGACGCCCUGAACGGUCCCAAGACGCCAGGUUCGCGGCCGGAGAGCCCGAACGUCAUCGACAGCAGGUACGGAAGCGGGUCGUCCAUAGAGCCCGAAGCUACCCCCGCCAUCACGCUCCCCGGAGGUCGCCCCUCCAAACUCGAGACGAGACACUCGGGCGGGGAGAUCCCUACGAUCUUUGUCUCUCACGAUGAGCACAACGGCUGUGUGGAACCCCUGGCAUGUGGCGGUGGCGAUUCUCUGCAGGACGAGACCAGGAAGAUGUCACAGACCUCUGUGGGGUCCAACGUCAACUCUGCCAACUCGGGCUACUGUACUCUCUCCGCCGCGGGGAGUGGGGACGAAGCAGGCUCUUUCUCGGACCUCGACUACCCCUCCCCUGUCUCUCCCUCCUCCAUGGCAUCUAGUCCGGGGGGCUCCGUCCCCAACCUCGCUCUGAUGUCUACGGAGGCAUCGUCUACAACCAGCAAAAGAACCUCUUCCUAUGGCGGGCGAGGUAGCGUCCUGAGCCCCGACAGUGAACCUGAUUACUCUCACCAAGAAGACAGCAGAGGUAGAGACGCCCAGUCUCCAGUGGCCACACCCACCACACCCCUGUCAGCUCCGUUCACCGGAAUGUCCAUUUCCCCGCUCCCCGGACCGCGGGGAGUGAGCCCCCCAAAUGAGGGUUCGUCUGCAAAAUCUCCGGGGAGGGUCCGGGACCAUUACAAGAAGAGAGGACCAUGGGAGAAGGUGCGGAAGUUUGUCCAGGCCCUCUCUCCAUUCACCCUCCAGUUCAACAAGAAGAAGUAUGCCUGGGUUCAGCUUGCCGGUCACCAAGACUCAUUUCGUCCUGGCGACAAAGCCGGCUCCAUCCAGAAGAAGUCGGACCAAAACGAGUGCUUGGCACUCAAAGCCCUCUCCAUGGACGCUCUUCUCCGGCCAUUUGUUCCAGAGUACAUUCAGACCGUCACCAAGGACGGCCAAUUGUUUGUGGAGAUGUCUGAUCUCCUGAGAGAGUUCACUGAACCAGCAGUCAUGGAUAUCAAGAUCGGAGUCAGAACAUACUUAGAGGACGAGUUGGAAAAAGCAAGAACAAAGAAAGUCCUGCGACAGGUUGGUACUCACACUCACACACCACACACAUAUACCUACAGUACAGUACAUUGUAAAUGUAUGGGAUUAUGAUGGGGAAUUUGUAGGUCUAUCAGUAUUUUUACUAAUUACACUGCAGCUUCUUUCUCUGAUGGCGGAAUGACCAUAUAUAUAUAUAUGUAGAUGGGUAUGCCAAUGGUGUUUGGGUAUUGCGUCAUUGGAUAGCAAUCCACCGUGUGUCCUUGAAUAAGCAUGUGUGUUUAUGGGGCUUGGAAUUCCUUUUCACGGAGGUAACCAUAUGAAAAUCUGCUGCGACGCCUGCC
Geodia barretti is the source of this 2058-nucleotide messenger RNA. The record is from the annotation of a GenBank genome assembly. Lineage: Eukaryota; Metazoa; Porifera; Demospongiae; Tetractinellida; Geodiidae.